Molecule: messenger RNA, 1614 nt
Organism: Caenorhabditis angaria
Lineage: Eukaryota; Metazoa; Nematoda; Chromadorea; Rhabditida; Rhabditidae
Source: the annotation of a GenBank genome assembly
AUGUUGAAACGUAAACGGUCUAUAUUCGUCUACACCGUAGCAUGUUUUUGUCUCUCUUCGCUUCUUGUCAAUUGUGCACCGGUGAGUUUUUAGAGAUAUCACAAAGGGGUUUUGUUUCUAGUAUGGAAAGUCUAUAGGACAUUUUUGUGAACACUGUUUUCAAAAAAAAAAAAUUUCUUUUACAUAAAAAGCUCGAAAAAUGGUCAAGAAAAAAUCGAAAAUAUGACAUUUAUAUGAUGGUACUAUUGAUUGAUUAGAAAUUUUUACUGAUUAAUUACGUGUGAAUCAUUUGGAAACAAGAAUUGUCCAGAAAUUAGAUUUUACAAUUUGAAAAGUUAAAUUAAAAAAAAUACAGAAUAUAUUUUUAGCACAUCUACCACUCGCCAGAACUUCUCCCCUCCCCCAUAAACAUCUGAACCCUCUAAAAAUUCCAGAAUACCGGUGCCCUUCGCUCACCUCUCAACGAAACCGAAGAAACAUCCGAUGAGCCGGAGCCACCUAAUAAACCGCUUCAAGAAUCGACAAAUGUUGUGCGACAUCUUGAAAAUGUCAUCAUUUCUGGAUUACGUGUCGAAUCGAUCUCUGAUAACUCUUUUGUUGGGUUCAAUGAGUAAGUCUGAAAAAUUCUGAUUUUUCUAAAUCACAUUUUUAAUAUAGCCCAACUCACCAAAAAAAUAUUUGCAGAAAACGCCAUUCAAUUGUGAAACCGGAUGAAGAAGUAAAAGUUGUGAUAUUUGGCGUCAAUUUUUCAAAUGUUAAUUCGAUUACUUUCACUGCUAAUCGCUCUUGUCAUGAUCAAAAGGAAUAUAUUGAAACCGAUUUUGCAAUUAUGACCGCUUCAAGAAUUGCGCUAACUCUAAAAUUUGCAAAGUAAGAGAAUUUUCAAAUUUUAUUCUUAAAAUUUAAAAAAAGUAUUAUUAAAAUUAUAAAAUUAUAAAAACAAAAAAAACAUGUCUUGUUCUCUUCCUCCCAGUUUCCUCCCGCAGAAAAGAGGAAUAGGGAAAGUGCGCUCUAAUGCUAAUAUGUAUGCAGGAAAUACAUAAGUUGGCCUUGCAUUAUUUCUAUCAUUAUUUCUUAAUUUUUUACCCAUCUGUUUGUGAUGUCAACACAAAAUUUAUUUUUCAGACUCGAUGAAAAUCAUGUAUAUAAUUUAUGUAUUUCUGAACGGGUGAAUGGAAUUGCUCAACCGGUCGCAUUAAUCGAGGAUCCAUUUUUGGUCAUCUCGACACAAACUCCUUCUCGUAAACUACUUAUGCCACUUUAUUUGUCUGUGAGUUUGAAUAAGUCCCUGGUGACUGGGUUUUUUGAGCAAAGGCCAAAAAUUGAAAAAAAAAUUGAACUUUUUUGACAAUCUAAUUCUUGAAGAUUAUUCUCGAAAUAUGUAGAUUGUUACGUCAGGAAAAAAAUAUGAAUCGUAAUGAUAUUCGAAAUUAUUUUUACCUCUAGAAAAAAAUUCCUAGCUUUCCGAAAAAAAAUUUCCCUUAUCACAUUUUUCUAUUUCAGGUCCCAGUCUUAAUAUUGCUAUUAUGUCUUUCUGGUCUAUUCUCUGGUCUCAAUUUGGGUCUCAUGACGCUCACACCGUAUGAAUUGCAAUUGUAUAUCAAAUCAGGUUAG